AUCCGUCGACGCACACUGACUACCUAAUUUAGGAUAAUGUUUAGGAUGCCACACGCGGCAGUUGCAGUUAAGCUUCCAGAAUUUUGGAAGAACGACCCAAGGAUGUGGUUUGCUCAAGCAGAAGCACAGUUUGCUCUCGCGGGUGUGGUACAGGACGAAACAAAAUACUACCACAUCAUCAGCAAGCUCGACCAGACUGUCAUUAUCCAAGUGGCCGACAUCGUGACAGAACCCCCAAAGGAAAACAAAUACCCAGCAGUGAAGGGACGGCUGAUUUCGCGCUACGAAGUUUCGGCCCAAGGAAAGUUGGAGCAGCUGCUGAACUCUUGCGACCUUGGGGACAUGCGGCCAUCUCAUCUCUUGGCCCGUAUGCUGGAACUCGCAGCUGGUUUGAACGUAAACGAAAGUGUGCUGCGGGUGCUGUUUAUCCAGCGAAUGCCAGAACGCGUCAAGACAAUCCUGUCGAUUUGCGAUGGAAACACGCUGCAGCAACUGGCAAACAUGGCAGAUAAAAUCACCGAUUUUUUACCGUCUGUCGUAGCCGCCACAUCUUCCGCAGCUGUACCCGGGCUUAGCGAUCUCCAGGACCAAAUCGCUCAGCUUACUGCUGAGGUACGUCGGAUGAAGACUUCUGACGGACGCAGCCGAUCUUCUUCCCGAAGCCGUCAGUCUGGUGCCCCGGCGGACAGCGUUUGCUGGUACCACAGGAAGUACGGACGUAACGCACAGCAGUGCCGUGAACCGUGCGUCUUCAAGGACUCAAAAAACUAG
Molecule: messenger RNA, 771 nt
Organism: Culex quinquefasciatus (southern house mosquito)
Lineage: Eukaryota; Metazoa; Arthropoda; Insecta; Diptera; Culicidae
Exons: 1
Coding region: 37-771 (244 amino acids)
Source: RefSeq, a predicted model, not a curated record